Molecule: messenger RNA, 1368 nt
Organism: Anolis carolinensis (green anole)
Lineage: Eukaryota; Metazoa; Chordata; Lepidosauria; Squamata; Anolidae
Gene: nppc
Product: natriuretic peptide C
Exons: 3
Coding region: 176-694 (172 amino acids)
Biological process (GO): cGMP biosynthetic process; receptor guanylyl cyclase signaling pathway
Cellular component (GO): extracellular region
Molecular function (GO): hormone activity
Source: RefSeq, a predicted model, not a curated record
CCCGGCGCGAAGAAGAAACCCAUCGGAUCCUCGAAGGAAGGAAGGAAGGAAGGAGAGGAGGCAGAAGAGCGAGAGAGGCAGGACUUUGGCAGAGACUUUUCUUCGGCGCGUCCACCCGUCGGAAGAGGGUCCUUUCAGGCGUCCGUGGGCUUCGCUGCUCCUCUCUCCCCACGGGAUGCUCUCCUCGCCCCUCGUGGCUCUGGGACUCCUGCUCGCCUUGCUGGCCCUCGCCCCCCAAGGCAAGCCCGCCCCGCCCGGCUUCCAGGUUAAGGUGUCUUCUCUGGCGGAGCUUCUUCUGCGGGAGGAGGCCUCUCCCUCCUCCUCCUCCUCCUCCUCUUCCUCGGGCCCGGCCUCGUCCUCGGGCGGCAGCGCCCCUCGGGGCGGCACCAAGGCCAAGGGCGGCAAAGGCAGAGAGGCUUCUUCCUCGUCGUCGUCCUCGUCGUCGCGGCUCAUGCGGGACCUUCGCACCGACGCCAAGCCCCCGCGGGCGGGAUGGGGCCGAGCUGCCCACGGGGAGAGCCACGCGGGAGGAGGCGGCGGAGGAGGCGGCGGAGGCGGGACCGCGCGGCGCUUCCACGGCAAAGGCCUGGGCAAGAAGGGCGGCGGCGGAGGCGGAGGCGGCGGCGGGGCCGGGAAGGGCUGCUUCGGCCUCAAGCUCGACCGCAUCGGCUCCAUGAGCGGACUCGGCUGCUGAGAAGGGAGCGAGCGAGAGCGAGGGCGGAGAGCGGCCCCUGCCGCAGGUGUUUGAACCGACCCAUUUUCUGCAUCCAUUCACCCCAUUCCAUGGACAUUUGGGGACCUCUCCGAAGGAUUGCCAAACUUGGCUGGGCUUCUUCUGUUGGAACAAGGACUUAGAACCAAACCAGCAAAAUUCGGGGCGGGUGCGAAUGAGGCAGAGUUUGCGUUUCUUUUCCUUUUUCGAAAUUUGAAAGCUCUCCCUAUCAUACCCAAUAUAUACAUUACAUACAUAUAUAUAUUUACACACCUACAUGUAUAUCUAAACACACACCAUACACGCAUACAAACAGACACACACGCAGGCACAAAUACACACACGGAUACGAGAUACCCUUUUUUUCCCCCCACGACAAGAGGCCGCCCCAUGCCUACCGACGGAGGAAGCCGGCCGUUCUUCGCAUAACGUUUGCUGUUUGUACAUUCAUGUCACGCAUAAAUAUAUUUAUGUUGUAAAGCUAUUUAUAUAUUGUUUAUAAAGAGAUAUUUAUAAAAAUUUUAUUUAUGUAACUAAAUGAAAAAAAAAGGAGUCUAGCAUUGUAACUUUCUUUUCUGUUUUUCAUCUUCAAUAGUUGGAAAAAAAAAUAUGUUGGAAGAAAAACGAGCAGAAAAAGAAUACCACCGUUCCGUGUA